AAAAUACAUUCAGUGGAAAAAGAGUUAUUGUCCAGUUUGGAGAAAUGUCAAAUCUGCAAAGGACCGUUUUCCACUCUGAAGUGGCAUGGUGUCAGAUGUAAAGUUUGCUUCACUGUAUGGCAUGGAAGGUGCUUUGACAGACUAAAGACAUGUAAUGCUUCUGAAGACAGUGGGGAGAGUGAAAGUGAAAAAUCAUCUGGUGAAGAAUAUGUUCCAAAUUCUGAGAGUGACACAGAGUCUGUAACAUCAAGUCCAAAUGAAGCAAGUGCAGUGACAGCCAAAGCAAGCACUGAAUGCUCUGCAACACAAAACUGUAAUGCCUUGCACUAUACUACAGUAAUGGGCAAUGAGCCUUCCAACGACAAAAAACAAUCUUCCAGUUGUCCAGCAAAAUCAGCCACAUUAGCAAAACCAGAACGCAAUUAUUGCUUUGUUUGUGGUGAGGCACAAACAAAAAUAGCGAGGCAUUUUAAAAUGCAUAUAAAAGAAGAUGUGGAAAUAGCAAGAGCUCUAAGCCUUCCCACAAACUCAAAAGAGAGGAAACAUCUGCUGGAGGCUUUAAGGAACAAAGGCAACUUUUCUCAUAAUAAUGAUGUCCUAAGAAAAGGAGAAGGUAGUCUGAAAGUAAAGAGGCGGGCAUUUCAUUGUGCUGACUCCAAAAAGUAUGAGUACUGCGUGCACUGCAAGGGUAUGUUUUUACGUCAGGAGCUUUGGAGGCAUAUGCGGAGAUGUAGGUCUAAACCAGCAACUUCACCAUCUACUUCACCUUCUGUAGGGCGGAAAAGAGUCCUGACAAUUGCAACAACUGCAACAUCAAUUCUGUCAGGAACAACAAGUGCUGAGCUCCUGAAAUUGAUGAGUAACAUGAUUGAUGAUAAUAUUGCACAGAACGUGAGAAAUGAUCCUGGCCUCUUGCAGUUCGCACAGUCUCUUUUUAAUAGGCACGGACAUGACAAGACAAAACAUGAAUAUAUUCGUCAGAAGCUUCGGGAACUUGGACGAUUUUUAGCAACUCUACGCAAAAAAAAUCCAUCUGCGACAAUGGAAGAUGCCAUGAAGCCUGAAAAUUUCAUCGAUGUCACUGAAGCAGUGAGGGAGACAGCAGGCUUCGACCAAGCAGAAAACACUUUCAGAACUCCAAGCUUGGCAUUAAAAAUUGGUCACUCUCUCCUGAAAAUCAGUGAACUAUUCCAGUGUCAAGCCCUAAUUUCUGGGGAUGCAGAGCUAGGCAAAUGUGCAGAUGCAUUCCAAAAGCUGUACAAGACAAAAUGGGCAGAAUGCAUCUCGCACUCUGCACUGGGGACCCUCAGUAGUUUAAAGUACAAUAAACCAAACAAGCUCCCACUCACACAGGACAUAAAAAAAAACUGAACACCCAUCUCCAGCACAUUUCACAGUCUGCUUACAUGGCACUAAGCAACGAGGCAUCUGAGCUGAAUUAUUCCAAGCUUUCCAAAUCCACAUUAACUGAAGUCAUCCUUUUCAACUGAAGACGUGUUGGGGAGGUGUCAAAGAUGCCUUUGAAAAAUUUUCUUGAAAGAGAUGACACAUAUGCACACGAAGAGCUGGGGCUUUCCAUGUAUGAAAAAAAACUCUGCAAGCACUUCACAAGAGUUGAAGUAAGAGGUAAACGAGGGCGAAAAGUUGCUGUCCUUCUCACUCCAGAGAUGAUGAGAAACAUUGACCUCCUCAUCCGUAAUCGCAAGCAAUGCCAUGUGCCACAGGACAAUGGGUAUCUAUUUGCAAUUCCAAAAUGCCCAAGUUAUUUCAGAGGACAUGACUGUCUUAAAAAGUAUGCAGAAGAAUGUGGAGCCAAACAGCCAGAAUAUCUGCGAUCAACACAACUGCGAAAGCAAGUCGCCACUACAUCACAAAUUUUAAAUCUAAAAAAUAAUGAAAUCGACCAGCUGGCAGACUUCCUGGGCCAUGACAUUGCAGUGCACAGAGAAUAUUACAGGCUACCUGAUUCCACAAUUCAAGUGGCCAAAAUUUCGAAGAUUCUCUUGGCUCUAGAGAAGGGGAAGUUGCCAGAACUGAGAGGAAAAUCCCUCGAUGAAAUUGCAGAAACGGAGGAAGAUGAAAAUGACAGUGAUGACAUUGAAGACAUCUUUCCAGAGACUCACCUGGAGGACACUGCUGAAAGUAAUGGUGGAAACAUUGGUGCAGGCAGCAGUGUGGCUUCUUCUGGAAAUACUGACCCUGUACACAAAGCAGCAGCCAGAGCAGUGCAGUAUACCACCCUUUUGCCAGGAGCAUCAGCUACAGCGGACAUUCCGCCUUCGAUGGCAGAUCGAGUGUCUAACUUAAAAAUUCGGCUGUGCACCUUCAUUGCGGAGCAUGACCUGUCAUUCACGGUUGCACAACCGCUCGUGGCCCUCUGCAAGAAGCUGGCAGAAGACCGUGCCGCCCUGUCACACCUGUCCGUUUCAAGGCAACAUACGAGUUAUCUGCUCACCCACGGCAUUGCGCCAGAAUUUAAACAUCGCCUGUCUGAGAAACUUGGGAAUGGUAUGUUUUCCCUUAAUGUUGACGAGGCAACAAACAAAAACAUGGACAAGAUCAUGAAUGUUCUUGUCCGUUUUUUUGACGAGGAUGCUGGGAGUGUGAAGACUCAGCAUUUUGCCAGUAGGAUCAUUAACAUCGCCAAUGCAGAAGCGGUGAUAGCAGAGUUAAAUGACGUCCUGCACACAUAUGGGCUCGACUGGAGACAAGUGACAAGUCUAUUACUUGACAAUUGCGCUGUGAUGAGGGGGAAAAGGAUUGUGGGUGAUUUACCACCCAAAAGUACUGGAUGA
Astyanax mexicanus (Mexican tetra) is the source of this 2795-nucleotide messenger RNA. RefSeq lists its product as uncharacterized. Gene Ontology annotation, biological process: DNA recombination; DNA integration. The record is from RefSeq and is a predicted model, not a curated record. Gene Ontology annotation, molecular function: DNA binding. The transcript has 7 exons. NCBI's taxonomy places the organism in Eukaryota, Metazoa, Chordata, Actinopteri, Characiformes, Acestrorhamphidae. The coding region runs from base 1515 to 2795 and encodes 426 amino acids.